UGGAUAUCGGACGAGUUAAACAAUCGAUUGGUGUGGGAUAUCGAUAGCAUAGCGGGGACGACUGUAAACGCCAUGGCUGUUGUCUGGAUUAACAUUGUUUAUCGCUGCUAGCACUACGCAUUUGUGGUUCAACCGAAAUAUUGAAACUCCCUGCCAAAUAACCGCGUGUAAAAUGAAAGCAAGUCCUGACAACAAACCACCAUUCAAAAAGGUGCGAAAAAUAUGUGGUGCCAACUUUCCAGCUAGAAGAAUACCGCCAAAUGUUCUGAAACGCACCCUCGAAAUCCUAACGAAUCCCGAGGAUGGCUUUUGGAUCAAUAAAAACACAGCGUGCGCUCCUCCAACCAGCUAUGAAUUAUAUAGCAAUGCAAGACGAUCCAUUACCAUUGAAAAACUACGAUUGGCUCGAAACUGCCUUAUGCAGCGGGACUACAAGAACCUGGCUAAAAUAUUGGCCUCCAAUCUAUUCGGCGACUCUCUGCUCGAAAGGGCCUCUUUCGCAUUGUUCUCGGAUAUUGCAAGCAUUCUCCAAAAGCACCCAAAACUCAACGCGAAGGGGGCCAAGUCCCAGGAGGAACCGACUCCUCCCAAAAGUCCCUCUAUUGAGGAGGAAGCCAUGGAAGCUCUUCAGUUUUAGUUUGAAACUUGUUUUACUCACAAUCCAACCAGCAAAUUCAAACGACUUUCUAUAAUUUUUGGUAAAAACACAACCUUAUAUAUGUGUAUAUUUAAUAAGCGUUAUGUUCUUCCUUUUAUUUGACUUACAUAUAAUAUCAAUACGUUUAAGGUUUUGCUAAAUAAAUACUGAAACGUG
This is a messenger RNA of Drosophila biarmipes, 814 nucleotides long. RefSeq lists its product as uncharacterized. The transcript is spliced from 2 exons. NCBI's taxonomy places the organism in Eukaryota, Metazoa, Arthropoda, Insecta, Diptera, Drosophilidae. The record is from RefSeq and is a predicted model, not a curated record. The coding region runs from base 173 to 637 and encodes 154 amino acids.